GAAAGGAUAGCCGGAUGUUAUAUCUUUCAUUGCGGCUCGCUUAACGUUCAUCACUGUUAGCGUUAGCAUUUCGCUCUACACAAGGACUUUGUAGCUUUAAGCUACUUUAAACGACAGACAGACACAAAUGAACAUAUGUAUAUUUUUAUCGUUUGCACCCGAAGCUAAAACAUUAUUUCCGGCUGCGGUUCUGUUCGUCUUUGACAUGACCGUUAUCGUACUUGUAGCCAACGUGGCUAAUGCUAACUAGGCUAGGUAGCCGCUGUGCUGUCAAGAGGGCAGAGCAGAGUUUGUCCAUGUGGUUGAAGUUAAAGUUACGAUUUAACUACAUUUGUCUUGUAAUGCUACCAAAGUCAAAUAUUAGAAUAGUGUCCUAGUUGUAUUUAGAUUAGCAUACAGCAGAAUGAGGGUUUGUUGUGGUGUUAAAACACUGCAGGUGAUCAGCAGAGUCUUCAUCUAUCCUGUCAAUACAACAGCAGCAGUGAGGUGGCGAGCAGCUCAGACCAGACUCUUCUGCAGCCCUCCAACAGGUGAGGAAAAGCCCCGACCCUCCAUGCUGCGACACCUGACCUCCAAAAUAAAAGCCACAGGUCCGAUUCCGGUGUCAGAGUACAUGAGAGAGGUGCUCACCAACCCUGUGACGGGUUAUUAUGUCAGGAACAACAUGCUGGGACCUGACGGGGAUUUCAUCACAUCACCAGAAAUCAGUCAGAUUUUCGGCGAGCUGCUCGGAGUGUGGAUCAUCAGUGAGUGGAUGGGAGCAGGUCGACCCAAACAGCUGCAGCUGGUCGAGCUCGGACCUGGAAAAGGAUCGUUGGCCGGUGACGUCCUCAGAGUGUUCAGUCAGUUGCGGUCCGUGCUCGGCGAGGCCUCGGUGUCUCUCCAUCUGGUCGAGGUGAGUCCGGCUCUGAGUCGUAUCCAGGCCCAGAAUCUGACCGGGAACCGCAGCCAGGAGGCAGACGCCGAGGAUGAGCAGGUCUACCGCCGCGGGGAAACUGCUGCCGGGCUGCCGGUGUCCUGGUACCGUUGCCUAGACGACGUCCCCACAGGAUUCAGCAUCUUUCUCGCUCACGAGUUCUUUGACGCUCUGCCGAUCCACAAAUUUCAGAGGACGCAGAAAGGAUGGAGGGAGGUGAUGGUGGACAUCGACCCAGAGAAGGAGGACCAGCUGAGGUUUGUCGUGGCACCGUCUCCCACUCUGGCCUCGUCCACGCUCGUACAGGCAGGUGAAAGGCGGGAUCACGUGGAGGUGUGUGCAGAAGGCGGAGUCAUCAUCCAGCAGCUGGCCCGGCGGAUCGCAGAGGACGGCGGCGCGGCACUGAUUGCCGACUACGGCCACGAUGGAACCAAGACGGACACGUUCCGAGGUUUUAAAGGUCACCAGCUCCAUGACGUCCUGUCCUCCCCCGGCUCGGCAGACCUCACCGCUGACGUGGACUUCAGCUACCUGCGGAGGAUGGCUGGAGGGGGCGUGGCCUGUCUGGGACCUGUCGCUCAGAGGACGUUCCUGAAAAACAUGGGCAUCGACUCCCGACUGCAGGUUCUGCUGAGGAGCUGCAGCGACGAGUCCACCAGGAAGCAGCUGAUCGGCAGCUACGACAUGCUGACCAACCCUGCCAAGAUGGGCGAGCGCUUCCACUUCUUCAGCCUGCUGCACCACAGCCGGCUGGCCAAACCAAAGAAACCAGAGGGGCUGAAGCUGGAGAAGAAGAGCCCGGCACCGCUGCCUGUGGCCGGAUUCACCAAGCUCAGCUUCUCCUGAGGGUUUUUAACGGUCCAGAGACUUUCAUCAACAGGUCAGAGAAGUCUGGAAAUGAUCUGAACUUUUCUAGAGGUUUUGGAGCUCAGACAGACAUUACAGGAUAUUUCAGAUCAUGGUCAUGGGACAAUACUGUUUUUACAGCUGACAUAAAAAAAUUGCAGAAGGAUGACAGUCAAUUGUAAAUUUUGGAAAAUAAAACAUUUGUGCAAUUUUUGA
Messenger RNA from Siniperca chuatsi (mandarin fish), 1978 nucleotides. It is a transcript of the gene ndufaf7, whose product is annotated as NADH:ubiquinone oxidoreductase complex assembly factor 7. Gene Ontology annotation, cellular component: mitochondrion. Gene Ontology annotation, biological process: mitochondrial respiratory chain complex I assembly. NCBI's taxonomy places the organism in Eukaryota, Metazoa, Chordata, Actinopteri, Centrarchiformes, Sinipercidae. The record is from RefSeq and is a predicted model, not a curated record. Bases 404 to 1762 code for a protein of 452 amino acids. Gene Ontology annotation, molecular function: protein-arginine omega-N symmetric methyltransferase activity. The transcript has 10 exons.